AUGGAAUUAGUUCGAUAUGUUCAACGACCACACUAUGUGUUUUUAUCAAAGUUUUUAAAUUUAUUUUCUCAUCAUUACCCUGUAAAGCAUAUACAUUCGUAUACACCUACGACGAUUAUAAAACAAGAAACAAUAAAUAAGAUACAACAGUUAUCUUUACUUAAUUUUAGUAAUGAUUAUAGUCUUUCUAUCCUAGAAGCUACACUUAUUUUUACAGAAGACUUACGUACUACGAAAAUUAAUGAAAACAUUGAACCUAUGUAUAGUCCAUUUGAAAAGGAAUUAAUUCCUUUAAGAGAUGAUAAUGUGGAAAGUAACACAUCUAGACAGGAAGUUCUAAAAAAUGCUUCUGUCUUAGAAGAAGAAUAUUUUGUAGCACCAUUGAAAAAUAUUAUAAAAGCAUCAUGA
Messenger RNA from Habropoda laboriosa, 408 nucleotides. RefSeq names its product glutamyl-tRNA(Gln) amidotransferase subunit C, mitochondrial (gene GatC). Gene Ontology annotation, cellular component: mitochondrion; glutamyl-tRNA(Gln) amidotransferase complex. The transcript has a single exon. Gene Ontology annotation, molecular function: glutaminyl-tRNA synthase (glutamine-hydrolyzing) activity. Lineage: Eukaryota; Metazoa; Arthropoda; Insecta; Hymenoptera; Apidae. Gene Ontology annotation, biological process: regulation of translational fidelity; mitochondrial translation; glutaminyl-tRNAGln biosynthesis via transamidation. The record is from RefSeq and is a predicted model, not a curated record. The coding region runs from base 1 to 408 and encodes 135 amino acids.